CACGGCGGGCAGGUCGCCAUGGGCAGUAAGAUGGCGGCUGCCGCUAGGGUCGUUCAGGUGGUCAAGCCACAUACUCCAUUAAUUAAGUUCCCAGACAGGAAAAGUAGUCCUAAACCCAAAAUGCAGGAAUCUCUACAAGCAAGUGUGCCAUCUCUCCAUGCUUCUAAAGCACAGGAGUCCAUUGGAGGCAUAUCACCAGCCUUUCAGAAUAUUUCACCUGUUAGUAGAGUACAAGGUGUACCAGACACUUCUGAAUUAGCAAGAAUCUUACCUCAGAAGUACAAAAGGAAACUUAUGUCUGAUGAAGAGAUUGAAUAUAUUCAACGUGGAGGUCCAGAAUAAGUAUGGAAGAUAUCUCACUGGUCCCUGUUGAAGAACGAAGUAUUGUAUUCACAAUAAAUGCAUUUCCUUGAUGUUAGAAAUUUUUGUAGUCUAAUAGCUUUAAUAAAAACCCAUAUGA
Indicator indicator is the source of this 460-nucleotide messenger RNA. RefSeq names its product mitochondrial ribosomal protein S36 (gene KGD4). The transcript is spliced from 4 exons. Lineage: Eukaryota; Metazoa; Chordata; Aves; Piciformes; Indicatoridae. Gene Ontology annotation, biological process: 2-oxoglutarate metabolic process. The record is from RefSeq and is a predicted model, not a curated record. The coding region runs from base 19 to 342 and encodes 107 amino acids.